This is a messenger RNA of Myotis lucifugus (little brown bat), 3283 nucleotides long. RefSeq names its product erythrocyte membrane protein band 4.1 like 4A (gene EPB41L4A). Lineage: Eukaryota; Metazoa; Chordata; Mammalia; Chiroptera; Vespertilionidae. The record is from RefSeq and is a predicted model, not a curated record. Gene Ontology annotation, cellular component: cytoskeleton. Gene Ontology annotation, molecular function: cytoskeletal protein binding. The coding region runs from base 542 to 2623 and encodes 693 amino acids. The transcript has 24 exons.
CACCGCAUUCCCAGCCUGGGGGCCUGGAGGCAAUGUCCUUCGACUGCCCGCUUCUCUGAACCUCCCGGGGAAGCAGCCCUCCGCCGCGGCGCAGGGCAUUCUCGAAGGGAGAGCUUGAACUUGGCCCUACACGGUCCUCCGAGAUGAGCUCGGGGCUCCCCAGACUGAAGCCACACUGCGCGACGAGCUGACCUCUACUCACGGUCUCGGAGACUUCUGUCGUCCCCAGGACUGCGGGAGGGGCCGCGGCGUCCCCGCCCUCGGAGGAGCCGGAGCCGGAGCCGCAGGAUGCGCGGGGACGCGCCGCCGCCCUCCGCACCCAGUUCCGCUGGCGCUUCCCCGGCUACUCCCGGGCGCUGAUCUCCGGGCUUCUCCGCCCUCCUAGCCGCCCGCCCGCGCGGCGCUGGACCUCGCCGAGAGCUGCUCCUGUUGCCCUCGCCACGGCGCGGACAAUAAACUAAUGCCUCGUGCUUGAGGGGAGGGGGCGGCUCAGCGCUCGGGUCGCAGCUUUCUCGCCCGGCCGGAGACCGCCGCCGCCGACAUGGGCUGUUUCUGCGCUGUUCCGGAAGAAUUUUACUGCGAAGUUUUGCUCCUGGAUGAAUCCAAGUUAACCCUCACCACCCAGCAGCAGGGCAUCAAGAAGUCAACAAGAGGUUCCGUUGUCCUUGACCACGUAUUCCGUCACAUAAACCUCGUGGAGAUUGAUUAUUUUGGGCUGCGUUACUGUGACAGAAGCCAUCAGACAUAUUGGCUGGAUCCUGCAAAAACCCUUGCUGAACACAAAGAACUGAUCAACACUGGACCUCCAUAUACUUUGUAUUUUGGUAUUAAAUUCUAUGCUGAAGAUCCAUGUAAGCUUAAAGAAGAAAUAACCAGAUACCAGUUUUUCUUGCAAGUGAAGCAAGAUGUCCUUCAGGGCCGGCUGCCCUGCCCUGCCAGCACUGCUGCUCAGCUGGGAGCAUAUGCCGUCCAGUCUGAACUUGGAGAUUAUGACCCAUAUAAGCAUACUGCAGGAUAUGUGUCAGAAUACCGGUUUGUUCCUGAUCAGAAGGAAGAACUUGAAGAAGCCAUAGAAAGAAUUCAUAAAACUCUAAUGGGUCAGGCUCCUUCUGAAGCAGAGCUGAAUUAUUUGAGGACUGCAAAAUCCCUGGAGAUGUAUGGCGUUGACCUCCAUCCCGUCUAUGGAGAAAACAAAUCUGAGUAUUUCUUAGGAUUAACUCCAGUUGGUGUUGUUGUCUACAAAAAUAAAAAGCAAGUGGGGAAGUAUUUCUGGCCUCGGAUUACAAAGGUUCACUUCAAGGAGACGCAGUUUGAACUCAGAGUACUGGGAAAAGAUUGCAAUGAAACUUCAUUCUUUUUUGAAGCUCGGAGUAAAACUGCUUGCAAGCAUCUUUGGAAGUGUAGUGUAGAACAUCAUACAUUUUUUAGAAUGCCAGAAAAUGAAUCAAAUUCAAUGUCAAGAAAACUCAGCAAGUUUGGAUCCAUGAGUUAUAAGCACCGGUAUAGUGGCAGGACAGCAUUGCAAAUGAGUCGAGAUCUUUCUAUUCAACUUCCCCGGCCAGAUCAGAAUGUGGCAAGAAGCCGAAGCAAGACUUACCCUAAGAGAAUAGCACAGACACAGCCAGCUGGAUCAAACAGCAUAAACCGGGUAACUGCAAACACGGAAAAUGGAGAAAAUGAAGGAACAACUAAAAUUAUUGCACCUUCACCAAUAAAAAGCUUUAAGAAAGCCAAGAAUGAAAAUAGUCCUGAUAUCCAAAGAAGCAAACCUCAUGCGCCGUGGGAAGAAAAUGGCCCCCAGAGUGGUCUCUACAACUCUCCCCAUGACCGCACGAAGUCCCCAAAGUUCCCCUGCGCACGCCGCCGAAACCCCUCCUGUGGGAGCGACAACGACUCUGUACAGCCGACAAGGAGAAGGAAAGCCCAUAACAGUGGUGAAGACUCAGAUCUAAAGCAAAGGAGGAGGUCCCGCUCGCGCUGUAACACAAGCAGUGGUAGUGAAUCAGAAAAUUCCAAUCGAGAACACCGGAAAAAGAGAAACAGAAUACGGCAGGAGAACGACAUGGUUGAUUCAGCGCCUCAGUGGGAAGCUGUAUUAAGGAGACAAAAGGAAAAAAACCAGGCGGACCCCAACAACAGGCGAUCCAGACACAGAUCUCGCUCGAGAAGCCCUGAUAUCCAAGCAAAAGAAGAGUUAUGGAAGCAUAUUCAGAAGGAACUUGUGGAUCCGUCUGGGUUAUCAGAAGAACAAUUAAAAGAGAUUCCAUACACUAAAGUAGAAUUGCUUGUUCAGGACUCAAGGCGACCCGAUCCGAAUCAGACAUUCUCAUUCGCCGCGAAGUUACCGCCAGUACCGCCGGUCCCAGUGUUCAGACGGAGAGCGAUCCGUUCUGUCGGAAGUGAAGUAAGCAGUUCAAAAACGGAUCUUGUACCUCCACUUCCCGUGACCCGCUCUUCAGAUGCGCAGGGUUCUGGUGGCUCCACAGUUCAUCAGAGGAGAAAUGGGUCUAAAGAUAGCCUGAUUGAAGAAAAAUCUCAGACAUCUACAAGCAAUCUGGCUGGAAAACAUAUAGCAAAAACAAUAAAAACUAUCCAAGCUUCACGCCUCAAGAUAGAGACUUGAUCCCAGUGAAAGGCUUGGGAUGGGGGAUUCAGAGGGGGUGGAAAGGGUGUGUGCUGCCUUUACUUUGAAACUGUGAAUUGUAAUUAUUCAAGUAUCUUGGACCUCCAAGUGUUUCUUCACAAGAAAAUCGAGUCUGUUGCUCCUUUUAAAAGGUUUAACUACAGUGUAUUUGUGCUGAAGAGCCUUUUUUUUUUUUUUUUGGUAGUAACUGGAAAGUCAUCUUGUAAAAACUCAUGCCGUAUCCACAACCCAAGCCAGGUGUUUCUGGACUCCUGGGACUGCAGCUGGCCAGCUGUGCAAUAGUACAAGUGCUCUCCCCCUCUAGGUGGACCUCCACCUGUGCAGAUGCAUAACUGGGGCUACAUCACUUUCACACUGUAGAUAUUUUUACUCAUAUAAAUGUUCUUUGUAAUGCUGUAUUUUGUGGCAUUAAGUUCCACUGGUUAUUUACAAAUGUAAAGUUUUGUUUGAAAGCAUUGCUUUUAAUUUCUAGUGUCCUUGUCUUGUUUUCAGGAAAAAAAGAUUUUUGUGGGUCUAUUCAUGACCACCCUCAACCUCAAAUGGUCCCUCCAGUCUGCCUGGUUGACUCUCCCCAAACUAUUUCAGACCUUUCCCCCCUGCAAUGUACCUUACAUGAAAAUAAAACACUAAUGCAAGCCA